Molecule: messenger RNA, 3045 nt
Organism: Pneumocystis jirovecii RU7
Lineage: Eukaryota; Fungi; Ascomycota; Pneumocystomycetes; Pneumocystales; Pneumocystaceae
Exons: 1
Source: RefSeq, a predicted model, not a curated record
CACAGCUUGGCGCGGGCGGUGGCGCGGGCGGUUAAGCGGCAGGCACAAAGUACAUCAGGAGAAGAUGAGGAGGAAGUGCGUCUUUUGGCUUUAAUUGCAAAAGAAGAUGCUAAAGAUGAAGGGAAAUGUAAAGAAAAAUUGGGUAAAUACUGCCAAGCACUACAUAAUGCAACAAUAAAAGCGGAACAAGUAUAUGAAAAACUUAAAAGCUUUUGUGAAAACGGAAAAACAGAAGGAAAAUGCACCAAAUUAAAGAACAAAGUUCAGGAAAAAUGCAACACAUUUAAAACAAAUCUUGAAACAGCAGUUGGAAAAGGAAUUUUAAAACUGACGGAUGGCGAUUGUAAAGAGAAUGAACGACAGUGCCUAUUUUUGGAGGGAGCAUGUCCAACAGAGCUUAAAGAUAAAUGUAAUGAACUGAGGAAUAAAUGUUAUCAAAAAAAACGAGAUGAAAUAGCGGAAAAAGUUCUUUUAAGAGCACUUAAAGGAAGUCUUGAAAAUGAAGAUAAGUGUAAAGGGAAAAUUAAAGAUGUUUGUCUUGAGUUGUCUGAAGAAAGUGAUGAGUUAAUGCAAAAGUGUUUCGACACAGGCUCUCUAUGCAAAUCUUUAGUAAAUGCAGUAGGAGAAAAGUGUAAAUCUUUGAAGAAAGAAAUAAAAAAUGUGUUAGCUAAUAGUGGGGAAUUAGAAAAAAAAGGAUAUUCUUUAUUUGAGGAAUGCUAUUUUUAUGGAAAAAACUGCAAAAAUCCAGAUAAACCAGAAUGUGAGAAUUUCGUAAAUAAAACUAAAGAAAAAAAGAUUAUCUACAAAGAACCAAGUUCAGAUUUUGAUCCUACAAGACCAGAGGCUACUCUAGCAGAAAAAAUAAACCUGAAAAAAUUGUAUUUGGAAGUAGCAGAGAAGGGUAUUUAUAUUGGAAAGCCAUCAAUAAAAGACGAGGCAGCUUUAUUGGCAUUAUUAAGCAAGAGUAAUGCUGGAAAUACUUUUAAAAAUCAAUGUAAAGAUGUUAUUAAAAAAAAGUGCAAGGAUUUUGAAAAGCAUAUUAUUUUAAAAGAUUUAUGUAAUAAUAAAAAUAUCACUGAUAAUCCAGAAGAAAAAUGCGAAGAAUUAAAUAAGGAAUUAACAACCCGUGCUUCACUUAUUUCUAAAAAGAUUGAGAAAUAUCUUGCUACAACUAAUGCAAAGGGAAUCAUUGGUUGGCAUACAUUGCAUACAUUUCUCAGUGAAAGAGAGUGCACAAAACUGUUAUCAGAUUGUUUUUAUUUAAAAGGUCAAGGUCCUCUUGAUAAAGAAUGUGAUAACUUAAAAGCAGCAUGUUAUAAAAAAGGGCUUGAAGCAGUAGCAAAUGAAGCAUUGCAAGAUAGGUUACGAGGAAAAUUGCAAGGUUCAAAUGGAACAUGGCUUGAAACCCUUCAAAAAGACUUGGUAAAAGUCUGUGAAAAGACGAAAGGAGAAAGUGAUGAAUUAUUUGUACUAUGUAUGGAUCCAAUAAAAACGGCUCUUACAGUGUCAACAGAUUUGCGAUUGAGGGCAGUUGCUUUACAAGAGCAUUUGAACGAGAAACGGGAUUUUCCAACGGAAAAGGAUUGUAAAGAAUUAGAAGAAAAAUGUGAGGUCUUAGAAAAAGAUUCAAGAGAAAUUAAAUGGUCAUGUUAUACGUUAAAACAGCAUUGCAAUCGACUGAAGAGCAUAGAGCACUUAGAAGAAGAGUUGCUAAAAGAAAAUAAAGGAUAUCUAAAAGAUGAAAAUAGCUGUAAAGAAGAAGCUAAGAAACGAUGUGAAAAAUGGUUUAGAAGAGAAAAUAGUAAAUUUUUUUCGGCAUGUUCUGACUUGGAGCUUGUUUGCAAAAAAAUUACUAGAAAUGUUGAAUCUAAAUGUAAUAUAUUGAAAGGACAUAUGGAAACUAUGAACGUCAUAAGUGAAAUAGCUAAAAAAGAGGAAGAAAUAUGUGGAUUUUGGGCUCCAUAUUGUAAAAAGUACGAGCAAAAUUGCGAAAAACUUAAAAACGGAGGAAAAGAUGGACAAUGCAGAAAACUCAAUAAAAAGUGCAAAUCAUUCCUUGAAAAAGAAGCUUUAGAAAACAAAGUUGUAGAAGAAUUAAAAGGUAAUUUAUUAAACGUAGGAGAAUGUAACAAUACACUUAACAUAUACUGUACACAAUUGAAAAAAGCAGAGAAUGGGCUGGAAACUUUGUGCAAAAGCAAAGAAAGCACCAAAACUAACAUCAAAGUUAGAGAAGAGCUCUGUGAAAAGCUAGUAAAACGUGUAAAAGAAAAAUGCUCAAAAUUGAAAGACGAACUUGAAGAAGCAAAAGAGGUCUUAGAAAAGAAAGAAAAAGAGUAUAAGAAGACUAAAGAAGAAGCAGAAAAAGCCAUGGAUGCAGCAAAUCUUGUUUUAUCAAGAUUAGAAGUAACAGACAAAGAAUCAACCAGUAGUGCUGUAAAUAAUGCAUCGCUUGCACCUAAAGAAACAAAAAAUGCAACACAAUUCAAGCUUAUAAGAAGAAAUGCAAAAGUUCAAGUGACUAAAAAAGAGUUAGAGGCAUUUGAUUUAGUAGCAAAAGCAUUUGAUCUCUAUGUAGAAUUGAAGGAAAUAUGUGAUCAUUCACAGAAAGGAUGUGGAUUCAGAAAAGAAUGUCCAAAGUGUAAAGAAGCAUGCAAAACUGUAGAUCGCGUGUGCCUGGGAUUAGAACCAUUAAAGAUAAAACCAUAUGAAGUGAAGACAGUAACGGAAACCAACAUAACAACGAUCACAGAAACAGUCAAAGAAGCGGAAAAAACAGUAGGAGACGGAGAGAAAUGCAAAUCUCUCAGCACAACAGACACGUGGGUCACAAAGACGUCGACUCAUACCAGCACAUCCACAACCACAUCCACAGUCACGUCAAGAAUAACACUCACUUCGACAAGAAGAUGUAAACCGACCAAGUGUACGACAGGAGAGGAGGAUGAUGCAGGAGAGGUGAAGCCGAGUGAGGGGCUGAGGAUGAAUGGGUGGAGUGUGAUGAGGGGGGUGUUAUUAGCAAUGAUGAUUUCAUUCAUGAUUUAG